AUGUCCGGAGUAUCGUUCUCAGUAAACGAAUCUACUAACAAAUAUUUGUCAACUAUGGUUCCACCAAUCAACACUUCAUCCAGAUGCCGUCCAGUUAGCCUCAAUGUGUCUAACAUAAUGUCAACGAACGAGUAUACUACUUAUUGCUCCCCCUCCUUUAAGGAUUUUAAGGCCAAGAGGGGCUUCCUCUUCAGCGAAAUCAAAGGGGAUGGGUUUUAUCAGGUAUUUAAAGAUCCAAACACUUAUGUUUCCCAAGUUUCAACAGGGAACUAUGAUCCACAAUCUAGUCUUAAUUUCUCGUUUGAAGAUCUACCGGAAAGGCAUAAAUUAAUCAAGCCAAACAUUCACAAGUUUAGGCUUUACACUCUCAAUACCGAGCAACCUGGCGCUAAGGAGGAAAAACCUGAUUUCAAAUUAAUGCUUGAUUCUGACAUAAAAGCCGAAAUUGACGAUAAUUUGUACAGCAUAAUUUUAAAAAAAGAUUUGCACAUGGUGGAGUAUGAUGGAAGACUGUACUGGCGUUACGUUGAUGAUAAAUUAAAUGGUCACCCUAGAUGUAUAUUUUUCACGAAUAAAAAUAAUUUUAUGACACUGUUAUUCUCAAAUGGAGUUAGAAAGAAUAUUUUUAUUGACACAAACCCAUUAAAACUUUACAAGUUAGUUACGAAAUCUGGAAACACCCGUGAAACCUCAAAAACUCUUGGAAAAUCCUCUGGAAUCGAUCCUCUUAGGACUAGUUCUCUCUACACCAUUUCCGACAACUCAGUUGAAAUCACCUCUGCCAACUUCCCUGAUUGUGUUGACAGUGGAAAUGCGGACACUGAUCAGAACAUGUCAUUAAUGGGUUCAGAUGAUUAUAUUGUAUCUAAGACUUGUAGUAAUUGCAGAUUGUAUAGAAUGAAGCCUGGAGUGCCUUGUUGUAUGUGUAAAUAUCACAAUAACGCCCUUUAUACUCACAAAGAAGGUGAUCCCUUACCCGAUUAUGUGCUAUGUGACUAUCUGAAGGAUGAAGUUCAAAUCAAGUGUAAGGAUCAAAUUCACUUAUUUAGUGAAAGAAACGACAUGACUUUGGUGACAAAAUCACUUACUAUUCCCAACAUCACGUUAUACUCCUCUGACACCAAACAAGUAUUAUCUGACCAGGAUUAUUACUUACAAGUCAUUUUCAUGAAUUCUUUCAAUUAUUUAAUAAACCAAGGAGUAAAUUGUGGGUUGGUUGAAAUUGAGGGGAAAAAGAUUUGGAGUCACAAGCAGGGCGCUCCUUUCCCUUACUGUUUAACCUAUCACACUGAAUUUAAUGAGUUUCGCAUUUGUUUCCACGAUGGGUAUGCUCUGUUUACUCAGACUGACGGUAAGUGGGUUCUCACAUCAGCCUCAGACAACAUUCGUCCUCAUCUUUAA
Theileria annulata is the source of this 1401-nucleotide messenger RNA. RefSeq lists its product as uncharacterized. NCBI's taxonomy places the organism in Eukaryota, Apicomplexa, Aconoidasida, Piroplasmida, Theileriidae. Bases 1 to 1401 code for a protein of 466 amino acids. The transcript has a single exon. The record is from RefSeq and is a predicted model, not a curated record.